AUGAAUGGGUUCCCUUGCAAGCCAGAGUCUCAAGUUACAUCAAAUGAUUUCUUCUAUAUUGGAUUGAUGAAUGCAGCAAGCACAGCCAAUCCCGAAGGAUUUGGAGUUCAACUUGCUGAUGUUACCGCCUUUCCUGCGUUAAACACCCAAGGACUUACGGUAGCCCGAAUCGACCUCGCACCUGGUGGAAUUAUUCCCCUUCACGUACACCCUCGAGGAAGUGAAGCUAAUUUUAUCUUAAAAGGGAAAGUCUAUUUUGGGUUCACAACUACUACUGAUGUUUUGUACGCAAAGGUUAUGAAACCUGGAGUGUUGAAUAUUAUUCCUAGAGGACUUGUGCACUUUGCAGCGAACGUUGGACCGGGGAAGGCUGUUAUCAUAGCUGUUUUAAAUAGUCAACUGCCCGGAUUUGCAAAUAUUCCUACUAACCUCUUUGCUUCUACGCCAACAACUCCUGAUUAUAUUUUGGCUAAGAACUUCCGAGUUGAUGAGAAGAUUAUCGCUAUCAUAAAGGCUAAGUUUGCUCUCAAUGCUUCUUUGGCAACUGGAACUUGGAAAGAUAUUUAG
This is a messenger RNA of Papaver somniferum (opium poppy), 567 nucleotides long. RefSeq names its product germin-like protein 3-8. The record is from RefSeq and is a predicted model, not a curated record. Gene Ontology annotation, cellular component: cell wall. Bases 1 to 567 code for a protein of 188 amino acids. Gene Ontology annotation, molecular function: manganese ion binding. Lineage: Eukaryota; Viridiplantae; Streptophyta; Magnoliopsida; Ranunculales; Papaveraceae. The transcript has a single exon.